This is a messenger RNA of Cladophialophora psammophila CBS 110553, 537 nucleotides long. Its product is annotated as alcohol dehydrogenase. The transcript has a single exon. Bases 1 to 537 code for a protein of 178 amino acids. The record is from RefSeq and is a predicted model, not a curated record. Gene Ontology annotation, cellular component: cytoplasm. NCBI's taxonomy places the organism in Eukaryota, Fungi, Ascomycota, Eurotiomycetes, Chaetothyriales, Herpotrichiellaceae.
AUGAAGCUCGAUUACAUCGACUGCUACCUCGUACACGGCCCAAUUCACGUCAGCUCCAUCAAGCAAGCUGCGAAAGGCAUGGCCAAAUGCGUGGAGGAAAGGAUGACAAAGACCGUGGGUGUCGCGAAUUACUCCGUGGAGGACAUGUUGGUCAUGAAAGAAGCACUGGCGGAGCAUGGUGUACCCCUUGCCACCAACCAAUGCGAGUACUCGGUCCUGCGACGCAUGCCAGAGAUCGAGGGCAUGCUCGAGGCAUGCAGCCAACACGGCAUAGUAUUCCAACUCUACUCGGCCCUUGCCCAGGGACGUCUGUCGGGCAAAUACAGCCGGGAAAACCCGCCUCCCAAGGAAUACCGCUUCAGCAGUUACGAUAUGGAGCACGUGGAGCCUGCCUUGGAAGUCCUCCGUCAUCUCGCCGCGAAGUACAACGUCAGUGUCGCAUCGGUGGCAAUGAACUGGAACAUAUUUGCAAGGGGGCAGUACCCGUGGUGGGGAUCAGGAAGGAAAGCCAGGCUAUCGAGAACAUGCAAGUCCUAA